This is a messenger RNA of Scophthalmus maximus (turbot), 702 nucleotides long. It is a transcript of the gene serf2b, whose product is annotated as small EDRK-rich factor 2b. The transcript is spliced from 3 exons. NCBI's taxonomy places the organism in Eukaryota, Metazoa, Chordata, Actinopteri, Pleuronectiformes, Scophthalmidae. Bases 152 to 346 code for a protein of 64 amino acids. The record is from RefSeq and is a predicted model, not a curated record.
CUGGUUCUCGUGCGGAAGUCUCGCGCAUAUUUGGCAGCGACAACAGAGGCGCAACCGAGAAGAGCCGCAACAACAGCGACGAGAAGGGAGCCAGCGGCCCUGAGGCUGAGCGUAUCUGGAGUUCAGGCGAGAAGAAGCGUCGACUACUAAAAUGACCAGAGGAAACCAACGUGAACUUGCACGCCAGAAGAAUGCCAAGAAGGCGACUGACCAUGGUAAAGGGAAGAGGGGCGACGAUGGCCUGUCGGCUGCUGCACGGAAGCAGAGGGAUGCCGAGAUAAUGCAGCAGAAGCAGAAAAAGGCGAAUGACCCUGGGAAAGAAAGCCAGUCCACAAGUAAACAAUGAAGUCGGAGUUUAGCGCAUCCUGGUGUCUCAAGAACACCUCGUGUUCAGCAUUCUUCCCGAUAUUUAUGAGAAUCAUGGAUCCGUCAUUUUUGUCUAGACUCAAGAACCCACGAUCCUUCACUCUUCCCUUUGGCAAAUGACAUUGCUUGUUGGAUCUGUUAUUUUACUCGGUGAAAUUAUGUCUGAGCAAGUUAGUGGUUUUCCCACGUUGGUGCUGCAUGCAGAGGACCAUCAGUGGUGUACACAGCAGGAGAAAGAUGAACAAGUCUUGACACAAAGCAUCUGCGUAACACUUGUGUAUUUUUGUACAAUAAUGUCCCCUGCUGGUUUCAAAUAAAGUGGAUCUUUUUAGUUCA